Ramularia collo-cygni is the source of this 846-nucleotide messenger RNA. RefSeq lists its product as uncharacterized. Gene Ontology annotation, molecular function: gamma-glutamylcyclotransferase activity. NCBI's taxonomy places the organism in Eukaryota, Fungi, Ascomycota, Dothideomycetes, Mycosphaerellales, Mycosphaerellaceae. The coding region runs from base 1 to 846 and encodes 281 amino acids. The record is from RefSeq and is a predicted model, not a curated record. The transcript has a single exon.
AUGCGACCCCAAUCAGAUAAUAAGAUCUGGUACUUCGCCUACGGCUCCAACAUGAGCGCCUCGAAAUUCACCGGCUCCCGCGGAAUCGCACCCCUAAAAACCGCCCGAGCAAAAAUCCCCAACUGGACUCUAACUCUCGAAAUCCCAGGCACGCCUUACAAAGAACCUGCUUAUACGACCAUUCGUCCCAUCUCAGGGGUAGAGAUUAACCCCGUGGAAGUGGUGGGUUUGGCGUAUCUCAUUACUGCUGAGCAGUAUAUUCACCUCGUCGCUUCUGAGGGUGGGGGGAUCGCUUAUAAAGAUAUCGCGCUGAGGGCUGUUCCUGCUGUGGAAGAGGAUCGGGAAGUUACUGGUGAGGAAUUUGUCGUUAGGACUUUGGGGACUGUUAUGCAGAGGUCGCCGGCUGCUGCUGCUAGUCAGAGGUAUAUGGUUCGUUGUAUCACUUUUCGCAGGUUACAAGACUUUGGAGUUGUUUUGUUGAUGAGUUUACAGGAUUUGGUGCUCAAUGGAGCCGUGGACGCCAAGUUACCGGAGGAGUAUUGUCGAUUUCUGCAUCGGUUGCCGAUCUAUCGGACUUCUCGUGGUAUGAUGCGUCGACUUGGCGCUUUGUUGUUUUUGGCGUUUUGGACUCCUGUUAUGCUUCUUGUGGAGAAGAUGGCUUUGGGGAGUCUUGGGCCGGAUGGGAAUGUGCCUGCGGGAGUGGGACAGGUUGUUCGUUUGGUCGUUUAUGUCAUGUGGGCAUAUCAUGAUUGUGUGCAUGCUCCUUUCUGGGGUAGGGGAGAUGGGAUGGAUGGAGUUGGUGGUGGUGGUGAUGAUAUCAGCGAAAAGGCGGGUUUACUGGUAUAG